This is a messenger RNA of Pygocentrus nattereri (red-bellied piranha), 2542 nucleotides long. RefSeq names its product eukaryotic translation initiation factor 5A-1. The record is from RefSeq and is a predicted model, not a curated record. Bases 763 to 1230 code for a protein of 155 amino acids. The transcript has 6 exons. Lineage: Eukaryota; Metazoa; Chordata; Actinopteri; Characiformes; Serrasalmidae. Gene Ontology annotation, molecular function: RNA binding; translation elongation factor activity; ribosome binding. Gene Ontology annotation, biological process: positive regulation of translational elongation; positive regulation of translational termination.
UACUGUUCCCAAUAUGUUAUGUUGAUCUAACGCAGUGAUAACUUUAGACGGAGUGAGUUGGCUUUUUAAGCAAGCGGCGAUUUAAAUCAUGUGGUUGUGGUAAAUUUGGGAUGACGACGACAUGACACGAAAUGGACUUCACGGAACCGGGCGGCACAAAGGAGAAGGGUCUGGGUCGGUGUGGCCGAGUCUAAACGUGGUCGCCAGAGAGAGAUCAGAUAACCGGAAUCAUAACUCGGCGCCACCGCUGGAUUAGCGCCCUGGGGCAGACCUCGUGUUCGUUCCCCAUUAGCGGGUUCACCGCCGCCACUCGCGGCAGCGGAGACGUUAGUUAGCGCUGGUUGUAUGUGGACCUCGCGCUGUCGCGUCCCGCCGUGUCUUCGACGUCAGCCCUGAGCUCACCAACAGGCCUCUCGUGGCCGGUCAGGCUGCAGCAGGCCGCACCACGUCCAACACGGGCGGAGGAGCGGGAGUGUCUUCACGAAAUAUGUCCCAAACCCGUCCAACCCGCCUGGUUUGUGAACAGUUGAGACGUUUAAAUGAAGUAAAGAUGGACGCUUCGUAGAGCGCCGCAGUACAGACGGCCUCCUCGAGCACGGCUACAGCGUUAGCGUUAGCAUAGCAGCGCCGGUGGAUUAACGGCGCUGUGUGUUGUGUGGCUAAAGCCGAGUCUGGUCGGUCAGCUGGACUGAAGAGACACGAAAAGCUGUCCGGCUGUCAUUUUUAACGUCCACUCUGAAGUCUAGUGGGAGCAGGUCAAAGAUGGCAGAUGCAGAUUUGGACUUCACGACAGGUGAUGCUGGGGCUUCCGCCACCUAUCCCAUGCAAUGCUCUGCCCUGCGCAAGAACGGCUUUGUGGUGCUGAAGGGCCGACCAUGCAAGAUUGUGGAGAUGUCCACUUCCAAAACUGGCAAACACGGGCACGCAAAGGUCCACAUGGUUGGCAUUGACAUCUUCACUGGCAAAAAGUAUGAGGAUAUCUGUCCCUCAACUCACAAUAUGGAUGUUCCUAACAUCAAGAGAAUGGACUAUCAGUUGAUUGGCAUCCAGGAUGGCUACCUGUCUCUGCUUCAGGACAGUGGUGAGGUCAGAGAAGACUUAAAAAUGCCUGAGGGAGACCUGGGAAAAGAGAUUGAGAGCAAGUUUGAUGCUGGAGAGGAGAUCCUGAUCACUGUCCUGUCUGCAAUGAAUGAGGAGUCUGCAGUGGCCAUCAAAGCCAUGGCUAAAUAAAACGCAGCAGGUAUUGGCAAGAUGCACUGGACCUGGAAAGAAGGAGAGAAUUACACCUCAGCAAUGCUAUUCUCCCUCUUUUUUUUUUUCUCUUUUUCAUUCUUUAUCUCUCCCUCUCUUUAUGUACUUUAUAGCCCAUCUUUGGGUUGGAAAACUAGGGAAAAAAAGGAAUAAAUAAUUGGAAAUUGCAAAUGGACAAAAAAUCUGUAAAUAUACUGAAUAUACAUUAGUCAACACUAUUUUGAAUGUAUAUAAUAGAGAAGAAAGAACGACAAAUGUGCUUCGGCUAUCUGUUCAGCCUUGGGCACUUUAAUAGCAGCGGGGUUGUGCCCCUGCUAAGACACCUCAUAUGUAUGAGACGAACAUGAGUGUGUCUUCUCAUUUAGUCUUUUUUUUUUUUUUUUUUUUUUUAAUAUAUAUUUCCAUCUGUCCCAGUUAGCACCCUUUAUGCAUUCUUUGCCACUUUCAAUUGGGAUCUCAAGUACAUAGCUACGGCUGUGUCGAGUGGCUGUUUUUUUUUUUUAAUUUCAGAUUAGAGUAAAAGCCACAUUCUACGGUAAAAGACAGAAACACAGGUCAUGUGUAGUAGGAUGUGGUGUAGUUCCUUCAUUGGAGGACUGUCACCCACUUUUACCUCACAGUAGCCGAAAUACAAAAGAUAUAGAGGGUGCCAUCUUGACAGAUAUAUUUAGUCACCGGUCACAGAUGCUCAUAAAAUAUCCUAUUUACAGUGUAAAGAUACAGUUUUCAUGUAGAAUUAUGGUUUAAGCAGGACUUUAAGAGGGUAAUAUAUGAGGAGAUGGAGUUGGCAAAAAAUAAAUAGGAGUAUAGUAAGCCAUGGUUUGGCCUCUGUAUGUUUCUGAGCUUGUAAUGAUGCCAUGACAUCACAUCACUGUCGUACAUUUACAUCCCACCAGCUAAGUAGACUAUCCUGCAGAUAAGACUGUACUGAUUGACCUUUUUUUUAAUUUGGUGAACUUGUCUGUAUGGUUCAAGGUUUUUUUUUUUCUUUUCAUUUUAUGUAGGCUCACAUUGAGGGUGGUGUCAAAACCAUCUCUUCACUUUCAUAUUACAUGAGCAAAACUUUAAUUUGUUCCUUGACUGUGAUAAACAAUUUAUAUUAAACCAAGAGAAUCUCUCAACCUAAUAUUAAAAAAGGAGCACAUGAACUUUGCCUUUUUUGUUUCAGUGUCUGAAGGGCAUUGCUGCAACACAGCUAAGUACUGUAAUUGUCCAGAAAUAGUGGAACCCUUGAUGAAAACAAGCAAAAAAUUCUGUAUUAAAUUAAACAAAAGAUGUAUUUGAAACUUAA